CUGCAAGCAAGCAAAGAAGAGCAGCUAAGUAGAAUUUGAUUUUUUUUUUUUUUAAAAUUAAAAAAAUGCCGAUUUCACAAAUUGCAAUCGGAUCUCCGGCGGAAAUUGCCCGCCCCGAUGCAUUGAAGGCAGCUCUGGCUGAGUUUAUUUCAAUGCUCAUUUUCGUUUUCGCCGGGGAGGGCUCCGGCAUGGCCUUCAACAAGCUUACCAACUAUGGCUCGGCUACACCGGCUGGUCUAAUAUCGGCCUCUCUGGCUCACGCCUUUGCACUAUUCGUGGCGGUUUCUGUUGGUGCAAACAUCUCCGGUGGACAUGUAAACCCUGCUGUCACCUUCGGAGCCUUUGUUGGCGGCCACAUUAGUCUUUUUAGGAGUGUAUUGUACUGGAUUGCUCAGUGCCUCGGAUCAGUCCUUGCUUGCUUGCUUCUCAAAUUCUCCACCGGCGGACUGGAAACAUCUGCAUUUGCACUAUCAUCUGGCGUAGGAGAAUUGAAUGCCUUGGUGUUCGAGAUAGUGAUGACCUUCGGGUUGGUUUACACAGUCUACGCCACAGCCAUAGACCCGAAGAGGGGUAACAUUGGGAUAAUUGCUCCAAUUGCAAUUGGUUUCAUAGUGGGUGCCAACAUCUUGGCCGGUGGAGCCUUUGACGGAGCAUCCAUGAACCCAGCAGUGUCCUUCGGCCCAGCUGUAGUAAGCUGGACAUGGAACAGCCAUUGGGUCUACUGGGUUGGUCCCUUCGCUGGUGCCGGCAUUGCAGCCCUUGUCUAUGAGAUCAUCUUCAUUGGCUCAAGCACACAUGAGCAGCUCGCUUCUGCUGAUUUCUAAGCCACUGGGCUCUCAGUUUCUUUGUAUGAUGAAAAGGGGUUCAGAAGUUGGGGAUCCUUGUUUGGUUUGAACUUUGUGGAUGUCUGGAUGUUUGUUUUUUCCUGUCUUUGAUGAAAUGUUUAUUCCUGUGAACUUUGGGUUUUUCACCAAAUCAUUUGUUUAGUGUUCGUCUC
Molecule: messenger RNA, 997 nt
Organism: Carica papaya (papaya)
Lineage: Eukaryota; Viridiplantae; Streptophyta; Magnoliopsida; Brassicales; Caricaceae
Product: aquaporin TIP1-2-like
Biological process (GO): water transport; transmembrane transport
Cellular component (GO): membrane
Molecular function (GO): water channel activity
Source: RefSeq, a predicted model, not a curated record